Messenger RNA from Elephantulus edwardii (Cape elephant shrew), 3237 nucleotides. RefSeq names its product StAR-related lipid transfer (START) domain containing 13 (gene STARD13). NCBI's taxonomy places the organism in Eukaryota, Metazoa, Chordata, Mammalia, Macroscelidea, Macroscelididae. Gene Ontology annotation, biological process: actin cytoskeleton organization; regulation of Rho protein signal transduction; signal transduction. The transcript has 14 exons. The record is from RefSeq and is a predicted model, not a curated record. Bases 1 to 3237 code for a protein of 1078 amino acids. Gene Ontology annotation, molecular function: protein binding; lipid binding; GTPase activator activity.
AUGCUUGGUCAGGUGCCCCGGGCGCCCGCCUCAGGCUGCCACUAUCUGGGCGGCGGGUCACCUGAGGCCCAGGACAUGUACUUGCGAUUUGACCAGACUGCCCGGCGCUCGCCCUACCGGGUCAGCAGGAUCCUCGCGCGCCACCAGCUCGUGACAAAAAUCCAGCAAGAGAUUGAAGCGAAGGAAGCAUGUGACUGGCUGCGAGCCGCUGGGUUCCCACAGUACUCCCAGCUCUACGAGGAUUCACAGUUUCCCAUCAACAUCGUGGCUGUCAAGAAUGACCAUGAUUUUCUUGAAAAGGACCUUGUAGAACCUCUUUACAGACGCCUAAAUACAUUGAACAAGUGUGCCUCAAUGAAACUUGAUGUGAACUUCCAAAGGAGAAAGGGUGAAGACUCCGACGACGAGGACCUCUGCCUCAGUCACAAAUGGACUUUCCAAAGGGCCAGCCGGAGAUGGUCUCGCGUGGACGACCUGCCCACGCUCUUCCCAGGAGGGGACGACAGAGAUGGGUCUGCAGGCGACAUUAGGAUAAAGACCACGCCGAGCAGUGAGAGUGUGCUGACCGAGCUGAGUGAGCCCGAGGUGUCCUCCGUACACAGCGGCAGCAGCGGGGGCAGUGAGGGCCCACUCCCACCGGAUGCCUCCCGGGACCUCACACAGUACCCUCCACACCCCAAGAAUGAGAAGCCAGGGAAGACCAGGGCCAAGUCUCUUCUGAGACGCAUGGAGACCCUCCGAGGUAAAGGGGCGCCCAGCAGGCACAAGGGGCCGGGGCCUGGGGUCCUAAGUGGGCUUCAGCUGCCCAAUGGCGACCUCCGGAACUCACCACGCCCAGGGGUCUCCCCGCAAGGGCCCUCACACUCCACCAAAGGCGGCAGCAAGUUGGAGCCUAGCAGUUGCAGCAGCAGGCAUGGCGCCACGGGCCUGCAGGACCAGAGAGGUCGCGAGUCCAGCAAGAGGGGUGGCAUGUACCUGGAUGACCUGGACGUGCUGGCCAGCACGCUGAGAGGCUCUAGUGAGUGGGGAGCCAGCGAGCAGGGCCCCGCGCAUGCCUUCCGCUCCCAGGAGAGCCUGCUCGUGCAUAUCCCCAAGGACCACAAGCCGGGGACCUUCCCCAAGGCGCUGUCCAUCGAGAGCCUGGCUCCAAUGGACAACGGCUACCAGGGGGCCUGGACAGGUGGAAGUGUGGCACUGGGGGCACAGCAGGACCCCAGCACCAGACCGCCCCAGCUAGUGGCCACCUGUUCCCGAGAGAGCCGCGCCAGCAUCUACGACAAUGUGCCUGGCAACCACCUGUAUGCUAGCACUGGGGACCUGCUGGACCUGGACAAGGACGUUGUCUACCCAGGCCUGGAUGACAUCCUGCAACAAGUCAACGGGAUAAAGGAUGUGGUCAAUGACUGGUCCAGGGACCUCCUGCCCGACCUGCAGCCCCCUGAUGGGCCCGGGGCACCUGGCACGUCCUUGCUCCCAUCCCUGCACCCGGUCCCCCUGGACUUCGAAGGGACCUCCGCCUCUGAAGGCCGGACCACCCCCAGCGAUGUGGACAGAGAUGGAGCGUCGCUGAUGGAGGCCGAAGCCCCCGGGGUCAGAGAACGGCGGGACUCUGGGGUCGGGGCCUCACUGACCAGGCCCAGCAGGCGCCUCCGGUGGGACAGUUUCCAGCUCUCUCACCAGCCGCAGCCGGUCACAGAGUCGCCGCUCAUCAGCCACCAGACGGCUGGCCAGCUCAACCUGCUGCAGCGUUUCUCGCUGCUUCGCCUGACGGCCAUCAUGGAAAAACACUCCCUGUGCAGCAAGCACGGCUGGACGUGGUCUGUCCCCAAGUUCAUGAAGAGGAUGAAAGUGCCUGAUUAUAGAGACAAGGCUGUCUUUGGGGUCCCACUGAUCGUGCACGUGCAGAGGACCGGGCAGCCUCUGCCGCACAGCAUCCAGCAGGCUCUCAGGUAUCUGCGCACCAGCUGCCUCGACCAGGUGGGCCUGUUCCGGAAGUCGGGUGUAAAAUCUCGGAUCCAGGCCUUGCGGGAGAUGAACGAGAGCUUCCCAGAGCACGUCAACUAUGAGGACCAGUCCGCCUACGACGUGGCUGACAUGGUCAAACAGUUCUUCAGGGACCUCCCUGAGCCACUGUUUACCAGCAAGCUCAGCGACACCUUCCUCAACAUCUACCAAUAUGUCCCCAAGGAGCAGCAGCUGCAGGCAGUCCAAGCGGCCAUCCUGCUGCUGGCGGAUGAGAACAGGGAGGUCCUCCAGACGCUCCUGUGCUUCCUCAACGACGUAGUCAACGUGGUGGCGGAGAACCAGAUGACACCCAUGAACCUGGCCGUGUGCCUGGCCCCUUCCCUGUUCCACCUGAAUUUACUAAAGAAGGAAGCAUCUCCGAGAGCCAUUCAGAAGAAGUAUGCCACCGGGAAGCCGGACCAGAGGGACCUCAAUGAGAGCCUGGCCGCUGCACAGGGCCUGGCGCACAUGAUCACCAAGUGUGACCAGCUGUUUGAGAUCCCCGCUGAGAUGGUAUCCCAGUCCAAAGGCUCCUACAAAGAGGCUGACAUCUAUAUCCCGACUCUGGAAGACCUGGGGAGGCGCACUGAAGAGAACGGAGCCACAUACCACACCUAUCUGGAGCAUCUCAUCUACAGCCUCCAGAAAGAGGCCAAGGACAAGUUCAAAGGGUGGGUCACCUGCCCCAGCUCAGACAACACCGAACUUGCUUUCAAAAAGGUGGGAGACGGGCACCCGCUGAAGCUGUGGAAGGCGUCCGUGGAGGUGGAGGCUCCCCCGUGCGUGGUGCUGAACCGGGUGCUGCGGGAGCGGCACGUGUGGGACGAGGACUUCAUGCAGUGGAAGGUGCUCGAAGCACUGGACAAGCACACCGAGGUCUACCAGUACAUGCUCACCAGCAUGGCACCCCACCCUCCCCGGGACUUUGUGGUCCUCAGGACCUGGAGGACGGAUCUGCCCAAGGGGACAUGCGUGCUGGUGUCCUUGUCCAUCCAGUAUGAGGAAGCCCAGCUGAUGGGUGGCGUGCGUGCGGUCAUGAUGGACUCACAGUACCUGAUAGAACCAUGCGGCUCCGGAAAGUCCAGACUGACCCACAUCUGUAGGGUCGACCUCAGGGGUCACUCCCCGGAGUGGUACAACAAAGGCUUUGGGCAUCUGUGCACAGCAGAAGUGGCCAAGAUCAGAAACUCUUUUCAGCCUAUCAUUGCUGGGGGCCCUGAAACAAAAAUCUGA